This is a messenger RNA of Melanotaenia boesemani (Boeseman's rainbowfish), 2075 nucleotides long. It is a transcript of the gene eda, whose product is annotated as ectodysplasin A. The transcript has 8 exons. The coding region runs from base 181 to 1296 and encodes 371 amino acids. Gene Ontology annotation, cellular component: membrane. Gene Ontology annotation, biological process: immune response; animal organ development. Lineage: Eukaryota; Metazoa; Chordata; Actinopteri; Atheriniformes; Melanotaeniidae. The record is from RefSeq and is a predicted model, not a curated record. Gene Ontology annotation, molecular function: death receptor binding; death receptor agonist activity; tumor necrosis factor receptor binding.
CGGACCAAUCAUAGAAGAGGUGGGCGUGUCCCCAUUGUUACUACAGAUACUCGAAGAAGUUUGCUGCGACCUGCUGCUGCACCUAUGAGUCUCCACGUAAAUGAAUAGUGUCGGCCCGCGUGAGACAGACGAGCAGAUUAUGCCGAGAUAAGGAGCAUAUGACCUGCGCUCCGUCCGAUAAUGGCGUGCUAUGGUUCAUCCGCGGAGGAUUUCCCGGACAAAGUGAUGCCCGGAGCGGCUCCUUGCACGUGCAGCAAGAAGUGCAGGGGUCGGAGCAGCACUGUUGUCUUCCUGGGAUUAUUCCUGUUGUCGCUGUCUCUGCACGCAGUCACCCUCGUCUGCUAUUUGGACCUGCGGUCCGAAGUCAAAAGGGAAAUUAUUCACCAGAAGCGGGACUCCAUGAUGAUACUUACCGGGAGUGACCUGGCUGACCCGGCGGCAGUGCUCCCGCCCGGCCAGCCGCGAAUGGACCCCGGCGGCAGCCGCGACGGAGACGGUCAUGAGAAGAGAUUACUGUACAGAAAUGGCGACUUCCACGCCACAGAGGACAGCAGAGGCAUAACUCAGCGAGCGAAAAGGAGUCCCGGCAAGGAGCCAGAAACAGAAUCGACUGGAAAGGAGAAAAGGAAAGACAAGAAAAAAGGGAAGAAAAAGUCUGUGCCAGGACCUCCCGGUCCCCCGGGUCCCCCAGGUCCUCAGGGGCCACCGGGCAUCCCUGGAAUCCCUGGUAUUCCAGGAAAUAAUGUUGUGGGGCCUGCAGGACCCCCUGGACCCCCUGGGCCACAGGGACCACCAGGCGCUCAAGGUCCAGCAGGGGUUCCUGAUAGGAUCAAAACAAAAGAAUUCCAGCCUGCAGUGGUUCAUUUACAAGGACAGGAAACAACAAUCCAAGUGCGAGAAGAUCUGUCUCAAGGGGUCCUUCGGAACUGGAAGAUGGUGUCCAUUCAUCACCGUGUGUUCAAAAUGCACUCUCGCACCGGACAGCUUGAGGUGCUGUUGGACGGUGUCUACUUCAUAUAUAGUCAGGUAGAAGUGUACUACCUCAACUUCACUGACAUCGCCAGCUAUGACGUGAUGGUGGACUCCAACCCGUUCCUCCGCUGCACCUGCAGCAUUGAGACAGGCCAGCGCAAGUUCAACACCUGCUACACGGCUGGGGUGAGCCCGCUCCGUGCCGGCCAGAGGAUCUCCAUACGCAUUGCGCAUGAGUACACACUCAUCAACAUGACCAACCACACCACCUUCCUGGGAAGUGUCAGACUUGGAGAGGCUCCAUCUGCUGGACAGAACGGAUAACUACACAUCCACCAGCACCUUUGCAUGGAGGAGAAACUUUGCUCCGAGCCCUCGCUUUAGUCCACAGUUGCCCUGUCUUUUAAUCCUGCCUGAUGUAAGAUCAGUACAUUGGUUAGAAGCAACUGGUUUCGCACUUGUCUAGAGGACACUCUGGGCUACUGAAGUUGAGCAAGCCCCUGGGGGACUUUUGUUCACUUUCACAUGUCUGUAUAAAAAGGGACAAUAAAGACUUUUUUUUAUGCCACCUUUCACUAUGAUUCUGUGCAGAGAGAAAGGCCUGAUAGUGAAGCCCAUGUCCUCAUCAAACACAACUUUCUAUUUAUAGUCACCUUUUUGUGUCGACACACACAGCAUCUUUCUGUGUAAAAAGGAAGGACGCUGCACUGACAGAUACCCAGUAAUUACAUGCUUCCCAGUGCUGUUGAAUGAUAAUCUUAUAUCUCAAACAUCAGCUAUUUUACAUCUUUUUUUUAUUUAACUGUUUUACAAAAAUGGUUUAACACAGAGUUUAAAACUCUAAAGGUGCAAGAAAAGGGAAAAAAAUCCAUUAAAACUGGAGUUAGAAGGCAUUCACAAAACAACACUAUAUAUUACGCACAUUUGCACUACAGCAUCCCUUCAAAAUACCAGAUUUGUUAUUUACAGUGCUCUUGUUUAGUUUGACUGAGUCCAUGUAGAAAAGCAACAGUUGUUAAUACACGCCUGUACAUACUGUAUAUAAAAUGGGAUAUACUUUUGUAAAUGGAGUUGAUUGAUGGAUUAAAAUGUUUUCAUUUUCU